GCACAUCCGGCAUUGAUUCACACCAAGAUAGCAGAACAUCAUCAAAAAGGCCAUUGUCCCUUCUCAAGACACCUUCUACAAGACAGACGCAGGCAGACAUCGCUACGAUUCAUGCACGAGCUUGCACCUCUCUCUGUUGACCGAAUGUAGCAACGCCCGGAUCCCUCUCUCUGCUUGCGAUACGACGUAUAAUGGCGGUCCUCUCUCCCAUUUACCUCGGAGUGGCAGCCCUGCUUCUCACGGUCGUGCACGUUGCGCGCCGCCUCAGCUCACCAAUACGCAGGGUGCCGGGACCGACGGUCUCCCUCUUCACGUCUCUGGUCCUCAAGUGGAAGGAACUGAACGCUGCCAGGACGAUGUACGUCCAUGAACUUCACCAAAAGUACGGCCCUGUCGUCCGCUUGUCGCCCAACGAGGUGUCCUUUACGUCCUGGCCUGCCCUCAAGGAAAUUUAUUGCUCAGGCGGGAGCGGCUACGACAAGUCCGACUUCUACAACCUUUUUCGAAUAUACGGGCGGAGAACUAUGUUCACGACACUGAACAAGGCAGAUCAUGCAAAGCGCAAGAGGAUUCUUGCGGACCGAUAUGCCAACACCAACGUCAUGCGCAGUUUGCCCAUGCAAGGGAUCCAGCGGCGCUCCCGGGCGUUUGUGCGGCGUUGCGCGUCUACGUCUGGGAAGAUGACGUCGGAGAUAUUUGUAGCCCUGCACGCAUAUGCAUGCGAUUGCAUCACGCACCAUUUGUUUCAUCCGAAUGGCUCGGACUGCAUCGGAAAGAAGGAGGAUGAAGCCAUGAUGCACCAAGUCGCUGCUGACGACAGCCUGCAGAAUCGCCUCAUCUCGCACUACGCACCGACCCUGCAUCGGCUCUUCGCAGGGGUACUCUCUCUCUUCGUCAAACCGAGAGAGGUGCCUCUGGCCGACAACUACGUUCUAGAGACGAGCAAGCGCACAGAUGCCGCCAGCUUCACGCUCAUGAGCCGCUUGGAGGAGAAGUCGGUCGAACUUGAUGCCAUUGACAUGGCAGCCGAGUGUCUGGACCACAUGGUCGCUGGGAUUGACACGACGGGGGACAGCCUCUGCUUCCUCAUGUGGGAGUUGUCGCAGCCUCGGUCGCUUCAAUACCAGCGGCGCCUGACGGAGGAGCUGCGAAGCAAGCCCGAGGCGAGCAUCGACCAACUGCCGUUCCUCGAUGCUGUUCUGAACGAGGCACUGCGAUGCUUCCCCGCGAUCCCCAUGUCACUACCGCGUCUCGUGCCGCCGGGCGGGCGGACAGUGGACGGCGUGUGGUUGCCCGAGGACACUAUAGUGAGCUGCCAGGCCUACUCGGUGCACCGCAUCAACGAGGAUGUAUUUCCGCAGCCAGACAAGUUCGAUCCGGACCGGUGGCUGGCACCCGAACGCGACCCAGACCGACGCCGGCUGCUGUUUGCCUUCUCCAACGGGGGGCGGGGAUGCAUCGGUAAACACCUUGCCCUGGCCGAGAUGAAGACGCUGCUUCGAGACGUUUACUCGCAGUUCAGCACGACGCCUGACGCGUCCAUGACGCAGGACGCCAUGGCCAUGUCAGACCAACUUAUAUCGACGCGGCCCCUGGCGCAGCGGUGCCUGCUCCAGUUUCACCCGCUGGUGGACGCCGUUGUCCCGACGGAGAAAGUGUAAUCAAAGAGGCGUUGUGCACUUUGGGAUGGGCCUU
Purpureocillium takamizusanense is the source of this 1695-nucleotide messenger RNA. RefSeq lists its product as uncharacterized. The record is from RefSeq and is a predicted model, not a curated record. Bases 192 to 1661 code for a protein of 489 amino acids. Lineage: Eukaryota; Fungi; Ascomycota; Sordariomycetes; Hypocreales; Ophiocordycipitaceae. The transcript is spliced from 5 exons. Gene Ontology annotation, molecular function: iron ion binding; oxidoreductase activity, acting on paired donors, with incorporation or reduction of molecular oxygen; monooxygenase activity.